CGGAACUUGAGCGCAACAUGGCUGCCUCCGUGAGGACACUUGCCCUCAGAGCUCUCUGUGAAUCCAGACGAAAUAUUAAUCGUGUUUCAGGGAGUCGAAUUAAACAUUCGUGUUGUGGUGCUUGGUUUACACUAUGUCGCGGGUACAGUGAUGGAUCAGAAGGGAAAAGUACACACUUUGGUUUCGAAACAGUGCCAGAGGAGGAGAAAGCAGACAGAGUGUAUAAAGUGUUUGAAAGUGUGGCCAAGAAGUAUGACGUGAUGAAUGAUGCCAUGAGUUUGGGAAUACACCGCCUUUGGAAAGACUCGCUGUUGCACGCGAUGAACCCUCAGCCUGGACUACGGCUACUAGACACUGCUGGUGGCACUGGUGACAUCUCUUUCCGCUUCCUGGAAUACACGCGUUCAAUGUAUGAACACCAACAGCGGCAAAAAGUUCGAUCCAGUCAGACGCCGUCAUGGAGGGACAUCGCUGAACAUUAUGCAUCAAACAAGUCAGGCCUUCCACAAUCCCGGGCGGUGGUGUGUGAUAUCAACAAAGAAAUGCUUAAAGUUGGUAAACAGAGGGCAGAGAAAGCAGGAAUCGGCACAGAUCUUUCGUGGGUCGUGGGUGAUGCAGAAGAGCUCCCAUUUGAUGACAAUCAGUUUGAUUUAUACACUAUUGCAUUUGGUAUCAGAAAUGUCACGCACAUAGAGCAGGCCCUGCAAGAAGCGCAACGUGUCCUUAAACCGGGCGGACGAUUCUUGUGUCUUGAAUUCAGCAAAGUGUCCAACCCUGUGCUUGCAAGGCUUUACGAUGCAUAUAGUUUUCAGAUGAUCCCUGUGUUGGGGGAAGUGAUCGCAGGAGACUGGAAGUCAUAUCAGUAUCUGGUGGAAAGCAUCAGAAAAUUUCCAGACCAGGAAACAUUUAAGGAAAUGAUCGAGGAUGCUGGCUUCUUCUGUGUCCAGUACUUCAACUUGACAGGAGGAAUUGUUGCUAUUCAUUCAGGCUUCAAGCUCUGAGUGUCUGCCUCAUUUCGAAAUUCUUUAAAUGAACUCUGACAAGAGACAAAUGCUGUUCUUCAAGCAACAAGAGUGUUUAAAACAGGGCAUCUGACAAAACCGUGCGGGUCAGUGUGUCACUUGGCUGAUGUAUGUAUGUCCUGUUUCCUAUAUGGAUACACUUUUCACUAUGUGAAGUGAAAAAUCAGUCAAAAUGUUUGAAAUUUGGGUUUGAUUCAGUACAUGCAAUGCAGAAAACAGCCUACUCUUUUAAUGUCUUAUUUAAAGACACUGGGCAGUGUGGUUUGGUUCUUGGCAUUGGAGAAGCGCACAUUGACAUUAAUAAAUUAAAAUGAUUUUUGUUGGCCACUACAUAAUGCUGUUGAUGAAUAGUGAAUUCAUAAUGACCCAUCAAUUCCCAGUUGAUCCCAAAGAUGAUUUAGAAUUGAGAAGCUUAGAUGCAAAAGCCGCUAAACGCAAUCUCCGUCAAAAAUGAGAUCAUGUAUUAAAGGGCACCUAUUGUCCGAUUCAGGAUUUUACAUUUCCUCCACGCAUACGCAUUUUUGAUAAAUGAUCGUACGAUCAAAUCAUAGACUGUAAAAAAAGAUGGACGACGCCUGUUCGCUCCCUUCCAUUGGUGAAAAGUGAAGCCGCCAGUGUCCCGAUAUGGCGCAGACAUCUUGGGUCUUGAGUCUGCGCAGUAAUGAUUUUGGGACCAGUCAUGCGCAGUAGUGAGCAGGAAGUAAAGCUGCGAAAUCAAAACCCGCUCUCGCAGAAUGCGCAUAUCACACGAUAUCACAGCUGUCAAUCAUGACGUGACACCACCAUUUUUAUAUCAUUAAAUAACUAACUAAACACAAACUUAUUUUAAAAACAAACAUUUGAAUUUACAUCAGUGUGAUUAAAAACUACAAUAAAUGACAGAAACCAGGUUCGGAAAAAAGAUAAUUGAAGUGUAAUUAAUUUUUUAGUUGGUCUCAAGUCCCAUUGAAUAACAUGGGGAGGCGGGGUUUAUGACCUAUACUGGGACCAGUCACUGGGGGGCGAUCGAGACGUUUUGGCUUCACUUUUCAGGGCUUGUGCGGCACGCUUGGAUCAAAUGUAGUAUGGUGUCUAUGCAGCAUUCAAUGGAGUUACAAAAAUGUAUUUGGAAAAUAAUGUUUUUUUUUUAAAUAAACCAUGCGAACACACAUUGUAUUCUACCAAAUACACAAAAUAACAUUGUUUUAGCAAUAAAAUGGGUGCCCUUUCAACAAAUGCUCUUGGCGCGUAUUAUACGUUCAUCAAAUACUUUGCUUAAAAAUCUGUUUAAUCCUGGCCUUGGGUUUUGCAUCUGAACUCUUUUAUCCCUUAUGCUUCGCUAUUGAUAUAAACAAGUAUGUUUGAGCAAUUUUUUCAAAUGUUUUACUGUUCUGUACUGUCUUUCUGAAGGGAAAAUACUAGUAUAGUCAGUAUUACACAACAGUAUUUACUACAAUUGAUCAAUUUACUAUAGUUAAUACUACAGAUUAUACAAUAUAUGUUUGCAAAAUGAAGUCAUUACUAUAAGACUACAGUAUUGUAUAAUUUACUACACAAUUUUUUUUUCAUGUGGGCUAACCAAACUGAUCAGAAGCCCCAUUGACAUCCAUAGUAGGAAAAAAGAAUACUAUUGAAGUCAAUGUGGCUUAUAAUCGGUUUAGUUACCAACAUUCCUCAAAAUCUUCCUUUGUGUUCAUCAGAACAAAGACAUUUACAAAGGUUUGUAACAUCAUGAGUUUUCAUUUUUGGAUGAACUAUCCCUUUUAAUAUCUGUGUGAUUGUAUGAUACUGGCAGGUUCCACAAACAAACCUUAAGUGUUUAUUUGUAGCAGAGAUGCCUGUUGAUUACGUAAAAAAAUAUAUAUAGAACAAAUAUUUUUCGAAUGAUGAAGCCAGAAAGCGUUACUUUGUGCCCCGCUCUCCCCCACUUAAAGUGUAUUUUAGUGCACUUUUUUUACCUGGGUUUAGCCCCUCUGAUUUAUUAUAUUUGUAUUAAAGAGCUUACCAGCUCCUCAGCUCGUUACACUGGCAACUAUAAAUAGAUAAAAAAAAAAAUCACACAAUAUUGUUUAUGAAUCCCUCGAUGGCCUAGGACCCAAACACUGCAGAUUUCCUUAUGGAAGAUUGCUCGGAUCAUUAAGAUCAAGUCAGUAAGAAAUACCAAGGGUUCACUAAAAACAAGGCAAGUCGGCGUUUAGCUUUAAACCACCCGUAACUGGAACAAUUUACCAGAAGUCAGAUGGGCAACGUUCAGUUUUCAGACUAUUAAACGCAUCUGCUUAGCUGUGCAUUUAUUGACCACACUGUAUCAUUUUAUUUCAGCUUUAAUACAUUUUACAAUA
Molecule: messenger RNA, 3343 nt
Organism: Paramisgurnus dabryanus
Lineage: Eukaryota; Metazoa; Chordata; Actinopteri; Cypriniformes; Cobitidae
Gene: coq5
Product: coenzyme Q5, methyltransferase
Biological process (GO): ubiquinone biosynthetic process
Molecular function (GO): 2-methoxy-6-polyprenyl-1,4-benzoquinol methyltransferase activity
Source: RefSeq, a predicted model, not a curated record